Beta vulgaris subsp. vulgaris (sugar beet) is the source of this 2455-nucleotide messenger RNA. Its product is annotated as transcription factor E2FB. Gene Ontology annotation, cellular component: RNA polymerase II transcription regulator complex. The transcript is spliced from 14 exons. Gene Ontology annotation, molecular function: protein dimerization activity; DNA-binding transcription factor activity, RNA polymerase II-specific; RNA polymerase II cis-regulatory region sequence-specific DNA binding. Bases 480 to 1859 code for a protein of 459 amino acids. Gene Ontology annotation, biological process: regulation of transcription by RNA polymerase II. The record is from RefSeq and is a predicted model, not a curated record. Lineage: Eukaryota; Viridiplantae; Streptophyta; Magnoliopsida; Caryophyllales; Amaranthaceae.
AAGGUCUGGAUUGAAGGAAGAAAAGAGAGAGAACAAAACAAAAAAAACAAAAAAAAGGGGGGAAAAGGAGGUAAGGGAAACUACAAAAAAAAAAAAGAAAAAAAAAGAGGUGUUUUGGUAUUAGGAGGAAAUAGUUAGAAAUAGGAGGAAAUGAAAAAGAGAAGUGGCUUCCCUCCACAUCUGAUAUCCGAACCAAAUUCCCUCCUUCACUCUCUUCCCUCGUUUUCUCUUUUUUCUCUCUUUCUCUCUUUCUCUCUCCUCUUUACAAUUGCAAGUUCCGACUUCCGUCGUCUCUUCCGCCGCCAAACACAGAUCUCUCUCCUCUUUCCGAUCUUUUCUCACAACUAAAUUUAACUUACUCUCUUCUUUUUUUUUACUAUUUUUUUUUGAAUUUGACGUUUAUCUCAAAAACCCUCGUAAUUGAAAACCCUUACAAUUUUUAUAGAAGAUCGUUAAUUUGGUACAAUCUAUCUAUUUUAAUGUCGACAAACCAACAAUCGCUGCAACAACAAUCGCAACAACAACAACAACAACAUCUGAAACGACAACUUCCGUUUACAUCGAUGAAGCCGCCGUUUGUUCCACCGCCUGGAGAUUACCACCGCUUCUCCGACAAUCGUUCUGUUCCUCCUUCUAAUCAUUCUGAAGCUGUUCUUGUUAAAACCCCUCCAAUGAAGCGAAAGAGUGAUACACCUGAAUAUGACGCUGAGUCUAGUGAUUGGACAACCAGCCCGGGUUACACUGAAAUUGUUAAUAGCCCUCUUCAGACUCCUGUAUCUGGAAAGGCUGGCAAGGGGCGAGGAUCAAGGAUUAGCAAGUCUAAUAGAGCUGGGCCUCAGACUCCCGUGUCAAAUGUUGGUUCUCCGGGCAACAGCCUAACUCCAGUUGGUCCUUGUCGCUACGACAGCUCCCUUGGACUUUUGACGAAAAAGUUCAUUAAUCUAAUCAAACAUGCAGAAGAUGGUAUCCUUGAUUUGAACAAAGCUGCUGAUACUUUAGAGGUCCAAAAGAGGCGUAUCUAUGAUAUAACCAAUGUUCUGGAGGGCAUUGGUCUCAUAGAAAAGAAGCUGAAGAAUAGGAUACAAUGGAAGGGACUUGAUGUCUCAAGGCCAGGUGAGGUUGAUGACAGUGUUACUAGUCUACAGACAGAUGUUGAAAGCCUCUCAAUGGAAGAACGCAGAUUGGAUGAGCAAAUAAGGGAAAUGCAGGAACGAUUGAGGGAGAUGAGUGAAGAAGAAAAUAAUCAGAAGUGGCUGUUUGUAACCGAAGAAGACAUAAAGGGUCUUCCCUGUUUUCAGAAUGAAACCUUGAUAGCUAUCAAAGCUCCGCAUGGAACAACUUUGGAGGUUCCAGAUCCAGAUGAGGCUGUUGAUUUUCCUCAAAGAAGAUACAGAAUAGUUCUUAGGAGCACAAUGGGCCCUAUUGACGUUUAUCUUGUCAGUCAAUUUGAAGAGAAGUUUGAGGAGAUCAGUGGUGCCGAACCUUCGCCAAGUAUACCAAGUACCUCAGGGUAUGAUGAACACACAGCAGCUGCAGCAAAGGAUGAAAACCAACAUGAUGAAAUCGAAAUGGAAGGACAGGAAACCCAUAGAAUUUGUUCUGAUGCCAAUGCUCAGCAGGACUUUGUGAGUGGAAUCAUGAAGAUAGUUCCUGAAGUUGAUAGUGAUGCUGAUUACUGGUUGCUAUCGGAUGGUGAUGUUAGCAUUACUGACAUGUGGAGAACAGAUUCUGGAGUUGAAUGGAAUGAAUUGGGGACUAUCCAUGAAGACUAUCCUGUGGCCAGUGUUGGCACGCCACAGCCACAAAGCCCACCACCAAGUGCAACAGAAGUGCUUCCACCGAACACAACAGGGAGGUGAUCGACAUGGCAUUGGGGUCUAUCCUUGAAUACAUUGGUGUGGCCAGUGUUGCUCCAUUUAUUGAUCUCUAUUGCUUGGUAAUGAAGUGAGCUUCCUACCUUCCUCCGAUUCAAAUUGUGAAUUGGGUAUAACUGCGGCUUCAAAGAUGCUGCAACAUGAUGUGGAAUACUAUUGUGUGCAUAAAGUGAGUUGACAGGGAGAGAUUGUUCCUAACAUGUUGUACAGCAAACGGGUAGAGAUAAUUGCUUAGCUGCAAACAAGAUUGGGGGAUCUGUAGCUGUUAGUCUGUAGCUGUAAUCCUAUAACCUGUACAUUAUUUUGUUGGUUUUAGUCAGAACGGAGUAAGUAGCUCUUCACAUACUUCAAUUGCUCGAUUGAAAUAGAUUGGCAAAUUUCAGAGUUAGUCUCGGCAGAAAGAUUGCUUGAGGGAUUACUAUCAGUGCGGAUAGGCCAUAGGGCAAGCUCUUCUUCUGGUAUGAUUUGUAAAAAGUGUAUUCCUUUUCUAGAUAGUUUAUGGUUCUUGAAUUGGCUUUCAACAAUUCUAUCCUGCAAGGAUCGCCAAUUCUUAAUGAAAAUGACAUUGUUGUCUUGCUUUA